AUGCGUCUAAAAGAAAGAAGAGACGAGCCUCAUCGAGGUGGGAGAAAAUAUCGCUCUAGAUCCCGUUCCAGAUCUUACUCCAAUUCUAGACAAAAAGGGGUCGAACCAUACUAUCGCGGUCGCCCUAACGACCGUCGAGAUGAUUCACGAAGGCGAAUGAAUAACGUGCGCCCCAAUCGGUCAGCAUCAAGAUCGAGGUCUCCCACCAGGUCGCGGUCGGCAAGUCAUGACGGCAUGGAUAAUGGUGAUGAAGUACGCAAAGGCAGUCGGCGCAAUGAUCGGAGAGACAACCGUGCUGUCUCCAGAAGUCCUGCACAUAGGCGUGGUUCUUUGUCACGAUCUCGUUCCGGUUCAUAUUAA
Molecule: messenger RNA, 360 nt
Organism: Schistosoma bovis
Lineage: Eukaryota; Metazoa; Platyhelminthes; Trematoda; Strigeidida; Schistosomatidae
Source: the annotation of a GenBank genome assembly